CAGCACGCAACAAUGGCGGACGCCUUUGGAGACGAGUUGUUUAGUGUGUUUGAGGAGGAACAGGCACCCUCCAAGAAACGGAAAAACGCAAACACUGGAACACAAAUCGGGAAAGACAGCCAUGGAAAAGAUAAAGCUGAACACGAUUCUGCAAAGGGCAAGCAAGAGCCUGAUGAUGGCCCUGAUGAGGUCAUUUUUGGGAAGAAGCCCAAGCUGGAGACAGUCUCUGCUGAGGAAAUAAAUCUUGCAGACCUGAUGCCCAGAGUGAAGGUGGAACAGGUGGAGACGGUGGAAGGCUGCACUCAUGAGGUGGCCCUGCCGGCUGAUGAGGAGUACAAACAGCUGAAGCCUAGAGUUGGAAAAGCUGCUAAGGAGUACCCCUUCAUUCUGGACCCUUUCCAGCGGGAAGCAAUCCUCUGCAUUGACAAUAACCAGUCGGUUUUGGUUUCUGCUCACACCUCUGCAGGAAAGACUGUUUGCGCAGAAUAUGCCAUAGCUCUUGCUCUGAGGGAGAAACAGCGGGUGAUAUUCACCAGUCCCAUCAAAGCUCUGAGCAACCAGAAGUACCGUGAGAUGUACGAGGAGUUCCAGGAUGUGGGCCUGAUGACUGGUGACGUCACCAUUAAUCCCACUGCCUCCUGCCUGGUCAUGACCACAGAGAUUUUAAGAAGCAUGCUGUACCGAGGAUCAGAGGUGAUGAGAGAGGUGGCCUGGGUUGUCUUCGAUGAGAUCCAUUACAUGAGGGAUGCAGAGCGUGGUGUUGUGUGGGAGGAGACCAUCAUCCUGCUUCCAGAUAACGUGCACUACGUCUUUCUCUCUGCCACCAUUCCCAAUGCAAGGCAGUUUGCUGAGUGGAUCUGUCACCUUCAUAAGCAGCCAUGUCAUGUGAUCUACACAGACUACCGUCCAACACCGCUGCAGCACUACAUCUUUCCAGCAGGUGGCGACGGACUUCAUCUUGUGGUGGAUGAAAAUGGCGAGUUCCGUGAAGACAACUUUAACACAGCCAUGCAGGUCCUGAGGGAUGCCGGGGACUCUGGAGGGAGCAGCGGUGGCAAGUGGGACCCCAAAGGCCGGAAAGGAGGAACAAAGGGACCGUCAAAUGUUUUUAAGAUUGUCAAGAUGAUCAUGGAGAGGAACUUCCAGCCUGUCAUUAUCUUUAGCUUCAGUAAGAAGGAAUGUGAGGCCUAUGCUCUGCAGGUGGCAAAGCUGGACUUCAACACAGAUGAAGAGAAAAAGCUUGUGGAGGAGGUAUUUAGUAACGCCAUUGACUGCUUAUCAGAUGAAGACAAGAAACUUCCACAGGUGGAGCAUGUGUUGCCCCUUCUGAAAAGUGGGAUCGGGAUUCAUCACGGCGGGCUGCUCCCUAUCCUGAAAGAAACCAUCGAGAUUCUCUUCUCAGAGGGCCUGAUCAAGGCCCUGUUUGCCACAGAGACCUUUGCCAUGGGAAUUAACAUGCCAGCCCGCACGGUGCUCUUCACAAGCGCACGCAAGUUUGACGGGAAAGACUUCCGCUGGAUCACUUCCGGGGAGUAUAUUCAGAUGUCAGGGCGGGCUGGCAGACGAGGCAUGGAUGAAAGAGGCAUUGUGAUCUUCAUGGUGGACGAGAAGAUGAGCCCGGCCGUGGGGAAGCAGCUCCUCAAGGGCACCGCUGACCCCCUGAACAGCGCCUUCCACCUGACCUACAACAUGGUGCUGAACCUGCUGCGUGUGGAGGAGAUCAACCCCGAGUACAUGCUGGAGAAGUCCUUCUACCAGUUCCAGCACUACAGGGCCGUGCCCGGGGUGGUGGAGAGAAUGAAGAAACUGGAAGGGCAGUAUAAUGCCAUUGAAAUCCCCAACGAGGAGAGUGUGGUGACCUACUACAAAAUCCGCCAGCAGCUGGCGAAGCUCGGAAAGGAGAUCGAGGAGUACAUCCACAAGCCCAAAUAUUGCCUGCCGUUUCUGCAGCCAGGAAGACUGGUCAAGGUGAAGAAUGAAGAGGAUGACUUUGGAUGGGGAGUGGUAGUCAAUUUCUCAAAAAAAUCAAAUGUAAAGGCAAACACAGGAGAGCUGGACCCCCUGUACGUGGUGGAGGUUCUGGUGCACUGCAGUAAGGAGAGUGUGAAGAAUGCCGCCACAGAAGCCGCCAAGCCUGCCAGGCCCGGGGAGAAGGGGGAGAUGCAGGUUGUUCCUGUCAUGCUUCAUCUUCUCACAACCAUCAGCUCGGUCCGGCUGUACAUCCCCAAAGACCUCCGGCCACCUGACAACAGACAAAGUGUGCUGAAAUCCAUACAAGAAGUCCAGAAGCGCUUCCCAGAUGGCGUGCCCCUCCUGGACCCCAUUGACGACAUGGGCAUCAAAGACCAGGGGCUGAAGAAAAUCAUCCAGAAGGUGGAGGCCUUUGAGCACAGGAUGUACUCCCACCCACUGCACAACGACCCCAACCUGGAGUCCGUCUACACCCUGUGUGAGAAGAAAGCGCAGAUCGCGGGGGACAUCAAAGGGGCGAAGCGGGAGCUGAAGAAGGCGCGCACCGUGCUGCAGAUGGACGAGCUCAAGUGCAGGAAGCGCGUGCUGAGGCGCCUGGGUUUCGCCACCUCCUCCGACGUCAUCGAGAUGAAGGGCCGCGUGGCCUGCGAGAUCAGCAGUGCGGACGAGCUGCUGUUGACAGAGAUGAUAUUCAAUGGUCUUUUCAAUGACCUGACCGCCGAGCAAGCCACAGCCCUGCUCAGCUGCUUCGUCUUCCAGGAAAACGCAAGCGAGAUGCCCAAGCUGACAGAACAGCUGGCUGGACCACUACGGCAGAUGCAGGAAUGUGCUAAACGAAUCGCCAAGGUGUCCGCGGAGGCCAAGCUGGAGGUGGAUGAGGAGACGUACCUCAACGCCUUCCGCCCCCACCUGAUGGAUGUGGUGUACACUUGGGCCAAUGGGUCCUCGUUUUCUCAGAUCUGCAAGAUGACUGACGUUUUCGAAGGGAGCAUCAUCCGCUGCAUGAGGCGUCUGGAGGAGCUGCUGAGGCAGAUGUGCCAAGCGGCCAAGGCCAUCGGGAACACCGAGCUGGAGAACAAGUUCGCCGAGGGUAUAACGAAAAUCAAGAGGGAUAUUGUGUUUGCUGCCAGUCUUUAUUUGUAAUUUUUCUUUUUUUGUUCUGUCAUGCACAGAAAGAAACCAUCCUCAUGCCUGUAAGACUAGACAUCAGACUUUUUUUGUU
Molecule: messenger RNA, 3193 nt
Organism: Megalops cyprinoides (Indo-Pacific tarpon)
Lineage: Eukaryota; Metazoa; Chordata; Actinopteri; Elopiformes; Megalopidae
Gene: mtrex
Product: Mtr4 exosome RNA helicase
Exons: 27
Coding region: 13-3114 (1033 amino acids)
Biological process (GO): maturation of 5.8S rRNA; RNA catabolic process
Cellular component (GO): nucleus
Molecular function (GO): RNA helicase activity; RNA binding; ATP binding
Source: RefSeq, a predicted model, not a curated record